CUCAGUGUAACGGUUGCACACCGGAACCGGAGCCCAGCGUUUGCUGUCCGGGGACCCGCUGAGAGAAACGCGGCCCAUGGCACAAAGCCGGGAGCUAGAGGAGCGCCACUUGGCUGCCCCUGGCAGCGCGUCUCUGUCCGUGAGAUGGGUGCAAGGAUUCCCUAAGCAGAGUGUUCAUUUUGUCAACGAUAGCACCAUUUGCUACCCUAGUGGGAAUUUCGUAAUAUUUAUUAAUAUUGAAACAAGGAAAAAGACUGCACUCCAGUGUAUGAAUGGAAUUGUGGGCGUCGUGGCAACUAACGUUCCUUAUGAAGUUGUGGCUUUCUCUGACCGGAAGCUAAAACCCCUCAUCUACAUAUACAGUUUUCCUGAAUUGACCAGAAGGACCAAAUUAAAAGGCAAUGUUCUUCUGGACUACACUUUACUUUCAUUCAGUUACUGUGGCACUUACCUGGCUAGUUACUCCUCUCUUCCCGAAUUUGAAUUGGCGGUGUGGAACUGGGAAUCGAGUGUCAUUUUGUGCAAGAAGUCACAACUCACUGUGGAUGUGAGCCAGAUGACUUUUAACCCCAUGAGCUGGCACCAGCUAUGCUUGUCAAGUCCCAGUUCAGUGACUGUGUGGACCAUCGAAAGAAGUAACGAGGAAUAUUAUCUCAAAGCAAAGUCAAUAAAACUACCCAUGGAAGACGGGUCAUUUUUUAAUGAAAAGGACUUAAUUUUUCCCAGCUCGAUGCCGAAGGAUCUUAUCUACGGACCUGUGCUCCCACUGUCAGCCAUUGCCGGGCUAGUAGACAAAGAGGCAGAAACUUUCAGGCCCAAAGAUGACCUAUAUCCUUUGCUUCACCCGACUAUGCACUGCUGGACUCCAACAAGUGACCUGUAUGUUGGCUGUGAAGAGGGUCAUCUUUUAGUGAUUAAUGGAGAAAGCUGGAAAGUGACUGUGCUUGAUAAGAUAGAAGACAGAAUACCGAUGGAUGGAAGAAAUUAUAUCACUCCAGUCACCUUGGCAUAUCAGAAGGGAGGCGUGCUUGCUUCCGGAAUAGAUGGCUUUGUGUAUUCUUUUAUUAUUAAGGAUCCAUAUUACAAAGUAGAGGAUUUUCUUCAGGUUGAAGAGCCUGUGGAGCAUUUGAUGUUUUCUCCCAGUUACAAAAUGUUGCUGAUUCAAACAAACAAGGUGGGCAAAGACAUUUUACAAAUAUCUACAGUGUCUCUUUUGGACUCAGACAUAGUGGAAGUGAUGGUGCUUUCCAUACCUCCAGAAACAAGAAGAAGCAAGCUGGAAAUAUUUACUCUGCCUAAAAUGCUACCACAAGUUUCUGUGAGCAUUGCUGAUGAAAGAGGGAGACUGAAAGAUGAAUUAAUUCAUAAGUUCCUGUAUGAGAUAGAGCACCCUCUGUCCUCUGCAGUGCUGGACUUUCGAAGUAAACAAGUAUAUGGCUUCUGUAAAGAAGUACCGUACAUCUGCAGCUAUCUUCUUCCAGCAAAAGACCAUAGCGGUAUUUGCGUUCUUAAGCCAUACCAAAAAGUGCAAUGCAAACAUUAUGGACCUGGAAUGCUCACUCUGUCUCCACAUGGAUCAUGGCUCAUAUCAAGAGCUAAAUGUGGAACUCUGUGUAUCCGAGACAUUUACACCCUGUUUAAUUCUUUUCUUGUCACCCUCCUUUCCUAUUUUAAAAUUCAGGUUCUGAAUAUGAUGGAAGAAAAUGAAACAGUAGAUAAUAUUGCAAAAUUAGAGCAACAGGAAUUUGCUCUGGAUCUUGAGGAACUGGAAAGGCUUCACGAUGAAAGUGAGGAAGAAAUAGAAAAGAUAAGGAAGGAUGUAGAGAUGCAUAACCUAGCCAAGGGAUAUUUGGCUGAACUCAUUAAAGAAGAAUGCUGGAAUUCAAUGGCUGUGAAAGGUCGAGCUCUUAAGUGCUUUCACGUCCCCUGCGUGGUUGAGAACUUCCCAAUGAAAGAACGCACUGAUGAAGAGUUGAAAAAAUUGAAGAGAGUUUUGCAGCAAAAGAAGAUUGAAACCGAGUGUCUUAAACUACGGAAGGAAACUGUAGAGUUUCAGUCUGCAAUUACCUUGGUUAAAAAGCAUCACGAAGAAGAAGAUGAAGAAGAGGAAGAUGAUGUAGCAGUAAAAGACACUAAUUUACCCAAUUACCUGCUUGGCAGUCAGAGUACUGAUUUUGGGGUACAUGCCUCUUUCUUGUCCAGCCAAUUGGAACUUCAUUCCAGAGAGGAGAAAAUCAACCAAAUUAUAUUACUGAAAGAUAUCAUUUACAAGGUAAAAACUGCUUUCAAUAAUGAGUUUGAUGCUGCAUAUAAACAAAAAGAGUUUGAAAUUGCACGUGUAAAGGAAAGAAAUAUAAGAAUUCAAGAAAUCAUUUUAGAUCUGGAACUGAAAGAAUCAAUCUGGCAACCGGAAUUGGACGACUAUGAGAAGCCAGAGAGAAACCUUGUUGUGGAAAAUAGUGAGAUUAUUGCUCAAAAACAUGUUAAUCUGUGGCAAAAAGUCAAAGCAGGAUUAGUUGCAGCCCAUGAAAUGGAGGAAGGGGUUCUGUCACAGGGCUCCAACACCAGACGCCGAGCCCUGAUGGACAUGAUGGGAGGAGUUCUGGAAGUCAAGAAGGAAGACAUUUUGAGAAUGGUGAUUCCUCCACCUGCUUUCAUAGUAAAACCUGAUGCUGUAUGGUCUGAAGAGGAAAAGAAACAAUUCAAAGACUAUGAGAAAAAAGUCAAGGACUUAAAUGAAGAAAGAGAUAAGUAUAGAAAGAACCAGACGUCCACGGCCAUCCAAAAAGCUAGAGAAGACCUCGACGUGUACAAGGAACACUAUGACAACUUACUGGCAGAAGACAAAGUUCUGGAUCGCAGCUUUAAAAAGGAAUUUUCUGAAAUUCCUAGUCAUCAGGUGGAUAUGCUCUACAAACUUUUUAGACGCCGACCAAGGAUUCCCAAACCAAAAGUACACUCAGAUACGGCCAGUAUUGUGCCUUUUGGAGAGCGACCAGGAUCUGGGAAAUUGAAUAAAGAUGCCUUUGCCCAGUUAAUGAAAACCAUGGAUGAUAUGGACAAUAUUAAUAACAUGCCAGAAGGCUUGGACCCCUCAGUCUGGGAACAUUUCUGCAUGACCAGACGAGUGAAAGUGGAAAAUGAACAGAAAGUAAAGCAGAAAGCAGCUGGCUUAGUAGAAAUGGUGACUUUCCUCCGGAGGAGAGUUGAGGAGGAUGAGAAGGUGCAAGAGGAAAUUGAAAAAGUGUUCCAAGAACUCAUUCUAUUACAGGAAGAGAAAGUGAAAUUCCAGUUGAAUUUGACAAUCCAAAUUCUCCUUAAACAAGGACAAGUAGAACUGGAGAAUUUCCAAUUAUUGCUGGAGUAUUCGGAUGCAAUUCUCAUCAACAAGAAUAUAAUUGAAGACCUGAAUUCUGUGAUUCGGACUCAAGGACAAAAGAAAGUUACUAGCAUGAUGGAAAGUAAAGAUAUCCACAAAGGAAUAUUUCAGACUGAGUGGGAACAUAAGAAAAUGGAGAUGGAAAUGGAAGAUCUCAAUCAGAAGGCUUGGGAUAUUCAGAUGCUGUUUUUUUCAAGGGAACGUCAAAAGUACCUAAGUGAACCAAACUAUGAGACUCUGAUUAACGUUCAGAUUGGAAUAAUGGAGCAAACCAUUGCUGUUUUAGAUAAGACCCACAAAAAGAAUGUGGAAAACUGCAAAAAACUACUAAAAAAACUGGGAAAGUUCAGCAAUCAAAAAGAUGUAGCAAAUUAUACUCUAAGCUGCAAUUUACGAGAAGAGUUGGUGGCUGUCUCAGAGAGAAAAGACAUCUGUAAUGCAUUAGGGUCUAAAUUGACUUGUGAAAAGAUUGCCAAAGAACGAUAUGAAAACAUUAUACAACAGCAAAAGUUAACAAAUAUUUCAAAAGAACAAGCUGAACAGAUUUUAAUACUGCAAGCCGAAGUUGAAAGACUAAGAAUGAAAACAUUUCCUGCUCUUGUUCCAAUGUAAAAGCACUGGUGGGAAACACAAGGCCAAGUCAAUCAUUUAAAAAAUAAUUUCAUUUGAUUAAAAUGAUUUUUUUAUUCUUUCAUAUCAGGAAACUUAAGUAGAGCCUCUUCUCAGUUGCAUAUUUUUAAUAUAAAUUAUUUAAUUUUAGCUUUAAUCAUUAUAAAAAUGUUCGUCCUGCCUGAAUAAAUGUAUAAACUAUCAUGAAUUGUUUUCAAGAAUGAACAAGAUUUUAACUCAGAAAGUAUUCAAAAUCUAUUUUAUUUAUUUAGUCUUAAUUUGAUCAAAAAGUGUUUUCAUAGUAAUAGCGUAGAAAGUCUUAAAGACAAAACGAAAUUAUUCUAAGUCACUACUGGCAUUUCUAAUUUUAUAAAAUUAUCGGAACAAGGUGAACUGUUUACUUUUACCAAGUCCUAAAUCAUUUGUAAAUUACAGUAUAUUUUUUUCUACAUAAACAUAACAUAAUCUUCAACAUUUCAUAUUCAUUGUUACGGAACUCAAUUUUGUGCCCUACUCAAUAGGGUUUAGCGAACAGAAAAAAAAGCGUUUUCUGAUUUCUUUGAAAAGUUUAUUGCUGUAUUCAUGUAGAUGAUAAUUAAAUGAUAAGAUUCACUGGUCAGAAAACUGCUUUGCCCUUCCAUAGCCUAUGGACUGCUGCAUUCCAAGAUGAUACCACUGGGAUCAUUGACCACAAUCUCCAAGUUAUGUCAAUGUCUCAUUGUUUUGCAAUUUGUUAAUUAACUGUUAAGUUUAAUCGGUAACACCAUGUCCAGUGUACACUGGUGUAGGUAAAGCAAGAGAGCUAUUAUAAAAACUUCUACUUAGGGCCGGCCGAGUGGCACGUUGGUUAGGAGUUGGCUUGGGAUGCCAGCUCUGAGCAGCAGGGCCCCAAUUCGUAUCCCACAUAUGAGGGCCAGUGACGUUGCGCCCUCUACAGCUAAAAUGAUGGACAACAGCUCCACCCAGCAACAGUGGGGCUGGCCGGCAGCAGGCCACGUGAGCUGCCAUGAGCCGCUGUGAGCGGCCGUCCAA
Molecule: messenger RNA, 5020 nt
Organism: Hipposideros armiger (great roundleaf bat)
Lineage: Eukaryota; Metazoa; Chordata; Mammalia; Chiroptera; Hipposideridae
Gene: CFAP43
Product: cilia and flagella associated protein 43
Exons: 28
Coding region: 77-3991 (1304 amino acids)
Biological process (GO): sperm axoneme assembly; cilium assembly
Cellular component (GO): axoneme
Molecular function (GO): protein binding
Source: RefSeq, a predicted model, not a curated record